AUGACGAAACAUUCCUCACCAAGCGUACAGCGCUGGCACCCCUUCUCUCCCCAAACACGUCCCGAAGAACAUAACAUUAUUGAUGUUGCGUCGCGAUUGACUGGGGAUACGCCAACGACCACAGUGCACAACGUCGUUGCGAACAGGAAGAUGUACAAAACGCUGAGGGCAGAGCUGACAAAGGAGUUUCCCCUUCCAAAGUCAGAACUGGGUUUUCAGAAACUGGAGCAGUUACCAUACUUGAUCAGCUUGAUAUUUUGCUUCCACGUCGCCCUCCAUACCAACAGACGGCAAGAAUUAUUAUCAUAUGGCGUACUCGGAAUGCUUCCCUGCGUCGUUCCCGAAUCUGGCGCCGAAUUCAAUGGCUACAACGUUCCUGCUGGUACAAUCGUCAGUACGAGUUCAUGGAUGAUGCACCGAGAUGAAAAGCUCUUCCCCGCAACCUGA
Paracoccidioides lutzii Pb01 is the source of this 447-nucleotide messenger RNA. RefSeq lists its product as hypothetical. Gene Ontology annotation, molecular function: iron ion binding; monooxygenase activity; heme binding. Bases 1 to 447 code for a protein of 148 amino acids. The transcript has 3 exons. The record is from RefSeq and is a predicted model, not a curated record.